This is a messenger RNA of Saccharomyces eubayanus, 1401 nucleotides long. RefSeq names its product alcohol dehydrogenase ADH4 (gene ADH4). NCBI's taxonomy places the organism in Eukaryota, Fungi, Ascomycota, Saccharomycetes, Saccharomycetales, Saccharomycetaceae. The coding region runs from base 1 to 1401 and encodes 466 amino acids. The transcript has a single exon. The record is from RefSeq and is a predicted model, not a curated record. Gene Ontology annotation, molecular function: metal ion binding; alcohol dehydrogenase (NAD+) activity.
AUGUUUGAUGUUCAAAUCGAUCGACUUGUAAUAAAUCAAUCGAUAUUUUACAGUAUACUUGUAUAUCUCUUGCCAUUAGGGUACUUUAUUUCGUUGAACAAGAAGAAAGGGCAAGACAUCGAUAUGUAUAAAGGAAUCAAUGCCUUUGCCAAUCCUUUGAGGACUGGGAUAACACAUUUUUUCUCUACCUCUAUUAAAAGAACCGUCAACAAGAAGCUUACUUUUGCUACAGGUUAUACUCAAUUGAGAAAAAUGUCUUCCGUUACUGGUUUUUACAUUCCGCCAAUCUCUUUCUUCGGUGAAGGUGCUCUAGAAGAAACUGCUGAUUUCAUCCAGAACAAGGAGUACAAAAAGGCUUUGAUUGUUACCGACCCUGGUAUUGCCGCUAUUGGUCUCUCCGGUAGAGUCCAAAAAAUGUUGGAAGAACGUGGUUUGGACGUUGCUGUCUACGACCAAACCCAACCAAACCCAAACACUGGUAACGUCCUGGACGGUUUGAAGGUUUUGAAGAAACAAGACUCUGAAAUCGUUGUUUCCAUCGGUGGUGGUUCUGCUCACGACAAUGCUAAAGCUAUUGCUCUGUUAGCUACCAACGGGGGUGACAUUGGGGAUUACGAAGGUCUCAACAGAUCCAAGAAGGCUGCUUUGCCACUUUUUGCCAUCAACACUACUGCCGGUACCGCUUCUGAAAUGACCAGAUUCACCAUUAUCUCCAACGAAGAAAAGAAGGUGAAAAUGGCCAUCAUUGACAACAACGUCACCCCGGCUGUUGCUGUCAACGAUCCAUCUACCAUGUUUGGUUUGCCACCUGCUUUGACUGCUGCCACUGGUCUAGAUGCUUUGACUCACUGUAUCGAAGCUUUUGUUUCAACUGCAUCUAACCCAAUAACUGAUGCAUGUGCUCUAAAGGGUAUUGAUUUGAUUCAAGAAAGUUUAGUUAACGCUUACAACGACGGCUCUGACAAGAAGGCCAGAACUGAUAUGUGUUACGGCGAAUACUUGGCAGGUAUGGCUUUCAACAAUGCUUCUCUAGGUUACGUCCACGCCAUUGCUCAUCAACUUGGUGGUUUCUACCAUUUGCCUCAUGGUGUUUGUAACGCUGUCUUGUUGCCUCACGUCCAGGAAUUCAACAUGGAAUGUCCAAAAGCUAAGAAGAGAUUAGGUGAAAUUGCUUUGCAUGUUGGUGCCUCACAAGCAAUUCCAGAAGAGACCAUCAAGGCUUUGCACGCCUUCAAUAGAACUAUGAACAUCCCAAGAAACUUAAAGGAUUUGGGUGUCAAGACCGAAGAUUUCGGUAUCUUGGCUGAAAACGCUAUGAAAGAUGCUUGCCACGUGACCAACCCAGUUCAAUUCACCAAAGAACAAGUUGUUGCUAUCUUGAAGCAAGCCUACGAAUAUUAA